UGAUUCUGCAAAGUCAUCUCCCCUUCAGUCUCAAAUCCAAUCGAGCGCUCUCCUAAUCGGUUCCCCCAAAUCGACCCCCAUCUCGAGCUCCAUCCAUGGCGAUCCUCACCAUGCAGCCGAUCGGUCCCAGUCCCACCCCGACUGCCCACGAAGACCUGAGGAGGGCGAAGGUCCCUGCUGAGGAUGGUGAUGAUUUUAGUGACCUUGACUCAGGCUGGGUUGUUCUCGAGAACUCUGACAUCGUUCCGGCGGAUCUCGCUGCUGCCUGUGGCGGUCAGGUUCUACGCUCUUCUCCGACGCUUCCCUCCUGGGCGCGGUGGGUUCUUGGAGGCGUUGUGUGCACGGUCGUGCCAAUCUACAAGAGAGUCAGAUAUCUUGAAGAGGAGACAGUAGGGAUCGUGGAGAACGGUGCAGAGGUUGUGGAGCAUAUAGCUGAGGUUACAGAGAAGCUAUCUACAAAUGUCGCUGAUAAACUUCCUGAAGAUGGGUCGCUGCAGAAAGCAGUGGAGAAGGUUGAGGAUAUUGCUGAGAUAGUCGAUAAUGAUGCAGAGAAGGUUGAAGCCAUCGCUGAGAAGAUUGGCAAGGUCUGUGAUAAGAUCGACGCUGCUGUAGAGCCUGUCAUCGAUGAGCUUGAAAAGGAACUUGAUGGAACCCCACCAUCGGACAAUGCAGUUAAUUCACAUAAUUGAUCACUGGCCCUAUGAGUGUUCUUCAAUCCUCAUUGUAUAUAUCACAUAUAUACUGUAGUUUCUAGUUUUUUCCUUUUCUCUUUUGAGUGAUUACCUGUACAUAUGUGUGGUGUUCUGUAUGGGUUACACCAUGAUCGCAAUAAGGCGUGGUGGUGGUGUGCUGGGUGCUCGAAGUUGAAGUAUCCAUCCAUAUGGUAUGUUGACCACUGAAAUGUGGAUACCAUUGAAAUGUGCAACUUCUUGGAUAAUUAUCCGAAAUAGAAUCAUCUGUAAUUCUGUAUACUGUCAAAUCAUUACAUAAAUAAAUACAUUCCAGUUGUGAA
Molecule: messenger RNA, 1012 nt
Organism: Phragmites australis (common reed)
Lineage: Eukaryota; Viridiplantae; Streptophyta; Magnoliopsida; Poales; Poaceae
Exons: 6
Coding region: 96-689 (197 amino acids)
Source: RefSeq, a predicted model, not a curated record